Molecule: messenger RNA, 1504 nt
Organism: Mus pahari (shrew mouse)
Lineage: Eukaryota; Metazoa; Chordata; Mammalia; Rodentia; Muridae
Gene: Rgs13
Product: regulator of G protein signaling 13
Exons: 6
Coding region: 187-663 (158 amino acids)
Source: RefSeq, a predicted model, not a curated record
GGCAUUGCAAUGCCACAGCACUACUUUCCAUAUUCAAAAAGCCUCUCUUUGCAUAGAUAUGUGUCUGUAAAACUAGAAUUUCAUAGCACAGAGACCCGGAGUGCCAUAGAAGGUUAAUGGAGUGUUUCUACAUCACUGUACCAGCAUGAGAAAAACAGGAUCAUCAUUGAUUUGAAGCCUGAAAAAAUGAGCAGGCAUAUCUGUUGGAUUUGUAAGCUAUGCAGAGAUGAAUCUAAGAGGCUCCCUUCAAACCUUACUUUGGAUGAAGUUUUAAAAUGGGCCCAAUCUUUGGAAAGUCUGAUGGCUACAAAAUAUGGCCCAAUAGUGUACACAGCAUAUUUAAAAUUGGAGCACAGUGAUGAGAACAUUAAAUUCUGGAUGGCAUGUGAAACCUACAAGAAAAUUGCUUCACGGAGGGGCAGAAUUUCUAGGGCAAAAAAGCUUUACAAUAUCUACAUCCAGCCACAGUCUCCUAGAGAGAUUAACAUUGACAGUACAACACGGGAAGCUAUCAUCAAAAGCAUUCGAGAACCCACUCAAACAUGCUUUGAAGAAGCUCAAAAGAUUGUAUACAUGCAUAUGGAAAUGGAUUCUUAUCCCAGAUUUUUAAAGUCUGAAAUGUACCAACAACUACUGAAAACUGUUCAAUCCAAAAGCUCUUGAUUGCUACCCAGAAGUUUAAACUGAAGAUGGCAUAUUGCAAGUGCUAAUGUAAUUUAGAAAAAGACACAAAAUGAGAAUGAAGGGAGAAAUGAAACAGAAACCAAGUCAUAAGUUGAUCUCUAGAUCCCAAGGGAAAUUCAAUCCAAGCCCAAAGAGCUCACAGAUGCUGAGACACAAUUUAUAGCAUAUUUACAGAGAGGAAUUAACAGAGAAGAAAAAAUGAGCUUCCUUUUAUCAUAUAAACACUAUAACAUUUUUACUAUACUAAGCAACUAAUGAUAGUUUUCAUUAAAAAAAAUUGGCAGUCAUAGCACAAAUAACCAGUUUUAAAACCAUUGCUCCGUGAAUUUUGUCCUUAUAUAUUUUAUAGAUAUUCUUAGAAUAUCUUGAAUUAGUAUAUAGACAUACAAGUCAUAAUAUAAUCUGUUGAAUUUUAACAUAAUCAGUAUAGAAAAUAUGAUAUUCAAAGGAAAUUUAGCUAAAAAUUUUCCCAGUAGCAUGUCAAUGGUUGACCUUAGAAGGUCACUUGACCUAUAUCACAUAUGUCUUCUACAUGUUAAAUCUUUGGGAUAAUUAUAAGCUUUUACUAUAUGUGGAUUUUUUUAUUUGUAUUUUACACUUACAAUGUCAUUGGGCUAUAAAAUUGGUCUUUUAUUUGAGAUUAACGUCUUCAUAAUAUGAACUCACCAUAGUGUUGGAAAUCAAUCAGUAGAAACUAAAAGCUAUGUGCAUAUUUUUCAAAGACAACUUAUUGUACCUUACCACGAACAUUUCAAAGGGCCUAAAGUUUGCAAAAGUGAAAAAAUAAAAUAAAGCAGUUUAACUUGCUUGUUUGGUGUCA